Tetranychus urticae (two-spotted spider mite) is the source of this 812-nucleotide messenger RNA. RefSeq names its product RNA polymerase I subunit RpI12 (gene Polr1H). Gene Ontology annotation, cellular component: RNA polymerase I complex. Gene Ontology annotation, molecular function: nucleic acid binding; zinc ion binding. Lineage: Eukaryota; Metazoa; Arthropoda; Arachnida; Trombidiformes; Tetranychidae. The record is from RefSeq and is a predicted model, not a curated record. Gene Ontology annotation, biological process: DNA-templated transcription; termination of RNA polymerase I transcription.
CGGUUAGUUCGAUAUAUCUCCACAUGUUUUGGUUUUUGUUGAUGAAAAACUCGUUGAUCAUUAGUUAUUGGAAAAUUAUUUUAUCAUAGUUCAAAUAUGUCUUAUGGUCAGAUUCCACCGACAGCCACAGUCAAGACCAGUUUCCGUUCGAAUCAAUAUUGCGCCGAAUUUUGUGUAAUUUGUGGAGCCAUAUUACCUUUACCAACUGGUUUCAGUUCGUACAAUUUGCUUAAAUGUGUAGCUUGUGGACACACAAUUGGUAUUGGACAAUUUGAUGGUACAACAUCAACUACUCGGAUAGUAUUUAAUAAACAAGAUGACAUGUUGGUGCAAAGAAAGGAAAUGAACAAAGGUCCAACCGUUGAACGUAAAUGUAGACGUUGUCCCUCCGAAAAAAUGUACUAUUUCACACUCCAAACAAGAUCUGCUGACGAAGGGCAGACGGUAUUUUAUACAUGUGCUGAAUGUGGUGCUCAAGAAAAUGAGAAUUCAUGAAAUAUAAACUACUAUUGGAGAAACUUAAUAUCCCCAGAAAAUGGACGAUAUCAGCCAUCAAAGGCCGGACGAAUAUGAUUAGAUGAACCAAGAAAUGGCAACACCAUGAGAUUAAAUGAGAAAAAGAGCAAAAUAAACUUUAUUGAUGUUAAAAAUUAUCAAGUUAAGCUUAAAUUACUUACAGGCUUUUUUAUCGGAAGAUGUUACAUUAAAAUAACAACAAAUUAGCAAGACGUAACAGUGGCGGAGGAACAGUUUUCCAGUUUUUAUGAAAUCUUAAUUUAUGUUUUCUUUCAGACAAGAAAAUCUUUAAAUGG